AUGAGCAUGGCCUCCCAUCUGGACACUGUUGCUGUGAUCCUGUCACCGCGCAGGGGUCCUGUUGUCUUUCCAACCCAGGUUGAAGUUCCAGAUGCACAAGGUGCUAAGUUGUUCAUUGCAAAGGCAGAGCAUGCUGGCGCAACAAUAGCACAUGCAGAUCGAGGACUUGUGGAGUACUCGCAUCGGCCUGACAUUGCAGUGUUUGCAACAAGGCCUCAUCGCCAAUGCUCAGGCGGUCUCGUUCGCCCCCUUCUUGUUCACAACACGCCCCGAAUCUCUCAUUGCAGUAUUUGGAAGCAAUUGACUUCUACGCCUCGCCGAAUGCCCUCUUCAGUCAGUUGGGACCGACGUGGCGAGGAAAGUGGCGGGCAUGGGGCUUCACCCCUCGGUGUGGUGCGCGGAGUGGCCACGGGCAUCGUCUGGGACGACGCACCCGCGUCGAUCUGCGCAGACGGGGCGGUUCGAAUCGGCGAAUCGUCAAUGGGCGGCCGGCGGGAUCGUCGGGCUCAAUGCGCAGCGAAUGCGCGAGCCGCUCCCGCAAUGGGCAUCCCGGUGAACGGAGCGGUCAUGGGGCUCUGUGGCGAACAUGCACGUGGAACUGGGGACCUGUCUGAAGGGGAGGUCGCCGGGCGCUUCACCGGGAGGGGCGGACCAGUUAUGGGCCCCCGUGGUGGCUGUGGCGACGGUAGUGUCGACCUCUCUGAAGCGGAGGUCGCUGGGCAGUUGGCGGGGAGGGAUGGACCGGUGUUCGCGCCUGGUGAUGAUGAGGAACCUGAGGUGCAUUUCAUCGCGACGAUCGAGGCCUACGCUCCGGGGCUGGGCGCGGAGCCACGAUCCGGGCUUCCGAGGGGGAGCGAUGGCUCCCGUGCGAGCGGGCGGGGCGGGGUAGGGUCGCGGGCACAGGCGAGGCAGAGCGUGGAGGCGGACAUGAGCCUUCCGCUGAGGCAUCUGUUGGGCCUGUGGGGCGUGUAG
Ostreobium quekettii is the source of this 972-nucleotide messenger RNA. Lineage: Eukaryota; Viridiplantae; Chlorophyta; Ulvophyceae; Bryopsidales; Ostreobiaceae. The record is from the annotation of a GenBank genome assembly.